AUGCAGCUGCUUCGAGGACUGCGGCUCUCGGGGCUCGGCGCCUCCGCAGGCCGGGGCGCCGCGGCCCGAGCCCCGGGCGCCAGCCCCUGCCUCCGCCCCCCGCCCCGCCCCCGCGCGCCUCCCGCCGGUCCUCGGCCCCGCCUCCGCCCCCUCCUCGCGCUUCGCCCCGGGUUGCAGCGCCCGGCUGUCGUCGCCUGCAGAGACCCGUCGCCCGCCACCGCCGCCUGCAUGGAGCUCCCCGGAGCCGGGGUGAAUUCCAGUGAGUGUGAAAGAGUAUCAAGCAAACAAGAAAUGUCAGGAGAAUUUGAAGCCAACACCAUGGAUUCUCUGGUAGAUUUUCCAUUUGCUACCAUAGAUAUUAAAGAUGACAGUGAAAUCACUGAUGUUCCUAAAGUAAAUUUGGAGAGAAGUAAAGAAAAUGAAUGCAACAAUAAAGAUCAAAUAAAGAAGAGGAAAAAAAAGCGAAAAGAUUAUCAACCCAACUAUUUCCUAUCCAUUCCAAUCACCAACAAAGAGAUUACAAAAGGAAUUAAGAUCCUGCAAAAUGCAAUAAUACAACAAGAUGAGCGACUGGCCAGAGCAAUGAGCAGUGAUGGUUCCUUUCAUAUUACCCUGCUAGUGAUGCAGUUACUGAAUGAAGAUGAAGUCAACAUUGGUAUUGAUGCUCUUUUGGAAUUAAAGCCAUUUGUAGAAGAAAUCCUCCAAGGAAAACCUUUGACUUUGCCCUUUGAAGGGGUUGACACUUUCGGAAAUCAGGUUGGAUUUGUGAAACUGGCAGAAGGAGAUCACAUAAACUCACUUUUGGAGAUAGCAGAUGCUGCAAAAAGGACGUUUCAAGAAAAAGGUAUCUUGGCAGGAGAAAGCAGAACUUUUAAGCCUCAUUUGACCUUCAUGAAAUUGUCCAAGUCACCGUGGCUCUGGAAGAAGGGAGUGAAAAAAAUAGACCCAAAACUGUAUGAAAAAUUUAUCAGCCAUAGAUUUGGAGAAGAAGUGGCACAUUAUAUAGAUCUUUGCUCCAUGCUGAAGAAAAAGCAAAGUAGUGGCUAUUAUCACUGUGAGUCUUCAAUUGUGAUUGGCCCAAAACCUAUUGGAAUCCGGGACUUAAUUAAUGAAGCUUUGCGUCGAGAGAGGAUGGGUCUGCAGUCCAAAGUGAAAGAGAUAAAAGCACUUUUAUUAAAGCCUGAGAUUCAGGCCAAAAUCAGGAGGGAGCUCUUUGAAGGAAGAUUCAUUAACAACAGUAAUCAAGGAAACGAUGUGGAUUUCAGCACAACUUUAACAUAA
Rangifer tarandus platyrhynchus (Svalbard reindeer) is the source of this 1281-nucleotide messenger RNA. NCBI's taxonomy places the organism in Eukaryota, Metazoa, Chordata, Mammalia, Artiodactyla, Cervidae. The record is from the annotation of a GenBank genome assembly.